Messenger RNA from Lytechinus variegatus (green sea urchin), 3648 nucleotides. RefSeq names its product neuronal acetylcholine receptor subunit alpha-10-like. The transcript is spliced from 7 exons. Gene Ontology annotation, cellular component: neuron projection; postsynaptic membrane; synapse. Gene Ontology annotation, biological process: chemical synaptic transmission; nervous system process; regulation of membrane potential. The record is from RefSeq and is a predicted model, not a curated record. Gene Ontology annotation, molecular function: transmembrane signaling receptor activity; acetylcholine-gated monoatomic cation-selective channel activity. The coding region runs from base 1184 to 2770 and encodes 528 amino acids. Lineage: Eukaryota; Metazoa; Echinodermata; Echinoidea; Temnopleuroida; Toxopneustidae.
UGACCGUUAGAGAGAGAGAGAAAAAAGAGCCUAGAUUGUUGGUAGUAUAUCACACACGCUGUGCAGACGAUACAUCAAAGCGCGGGAAAGGUUAAAUGCUCCGUCGGUGGAAUUAUAUACCAGGACAUAUUAAGCAGGGUUGUCGGCCGCACUAUGAAAUAUGAUGUUUCUUAAGCUCAUGCAGAUUCUGUGAAUAUAGAUAUCUAUGUAAUCUUUUCCUUCACUCUCAUGUUGUAGCGAUGCAUGUUGUGAAGUCUAAAAGUUUGGAAUAAGUAACUGCUACGUGCUUUACUAUUUCAUAUCCCAUCAUCAGCUAGGACGUUUACUUCCACCUUUUCUAUGCCAUAAUGGCAUUUUUGCCAUGUGAGGCGAUUCUUUCUAGCGUGUAUUCGCGUGUCAUCUUAAAACAUAAACAUUUGUUAACGUUACACGGGAAGAGUUCACUUUUUAACAAUUCGUCCAUUUAUGGCUAAAUGAAGUUGUGAUAACUCACAUGUAUCAAUCUGCUACCAACUUCCAAGGUUUCGCAAAGGAUGUUUACAGUGGAAAACGUCAUAUAACAAAGAUAGCAUCACGUGACUUAUCUAGAGGUGCCGUUGGGGUGUGAAGUACGGACUUUUAGACAAUGUGCAAUAUUUUCGGCAUGGUGAAACAGAAACUUUGCUUUACCCAAUAUCCCAAUUUCGGCGUAGUCUUCUCCAACCAUUUAAUGAUGAUAGAGCAUUCUGUUUGCAUCGCAAUAUAGCCGCUUCAUUACUUUAAUUAUAUAGGCUGCACACUUGAAAUGAAGAUACCUUGGAUGUAAAGAGGGAAACUAAAUUAUUAAUGAUGGUACUAUCUUCCUCGGGAGUGACGAAGCAUGAAGAGAAACUCGUGACAGGCGGAUUAUUAUUGUCGGGUUACAUAUGGAUAGGACACACGGAUCAUUCAUUUCGGAUUAUACAUGGACAGAAUGUCCGGGAAUCUGCAGAAGAACGCACUAAAACCUAUUCCAAAAGCCGAUUCUUUUUCUUGAACCAACAUAAUUUAUUGGAUUUAUCACGAGGAAGAGCCAAUGUUCUUCUCUCGCUCUAACCGUUAUUGACAUUGGGCACCGUUGAUAUGGUAUUAAACUCAUUGUGGCUACUGUACAUGAUAUGAUCAUAGUUGUGUCAUCAGGAACUAUAGUUUGAGAUUCGGCGGCAUGAACAAGGAUCUGCCCCACGAUCGCUUGUUGUUUUUCAUCAUGUUUCUUUUGUUAGUCUGUCUGACCAUCCCUGCUGUCUCAGCACAAGACAGCGUAAAUACCACACAGAAUUCUUCAAACAACUCUAACGCUACAGGAGGAGCCUCGGGGUCACGUGACCAUAUGAAUCUUCGUUCGGAUCUGUUUUCGAACGGUCGAUACGACAAGUCGAUUCGACCGGUCAAAAAUAUCUCCCAAACAACCCUCGUCGAGAUGCAAUUUUUCGUUGCCCAGGUCCUGGAUGUGGAUGAACGACUGGAGACUUUUAAAAUCAACGCCUGGUUGACCAUGAGAUGGCACGAUGACUAUCUGGUAUGGGAACCUUCCAUGUAUAACAGCGUUAAUAACUUCAAGAUUACAAGGGACGAGGUGUGGAUGCCGGACCUAUGGCUGUAUAACAAUGCUGGGAGUAGAUAUGAAGACUACGCAGCCCAUUCAAUAUGCAGUGUAUACCACACAGGGAAAGUAGUCUGGCAAUCACCCACUAUCAUCAAGACACACUGUACCAUGGACGUCACAAACUUUCCAUUUGAUGUGCAGAAAUGUACUGUGACCUUUGGCCCUUGGCAACAUGGCGCUAAUGAGAUUAUGCUUAACGGAACAGGUUCUGCUGAGAAGUACCUGCGGAGUUCCAGUGAGUGGGAGAUUACGUCCUUCCACGCCGGCGCGCACAAAGAACCUUAUCAAAUCUACCUGGAUGAUGAACCGAUCCUCUACAGUUACGUCGAAUACUCUGUCUUCCUCCGUCGUAUCCCAACCUACUUCGUCUUCAACCUGAUUAUGCCCUGUACCCUCAUCUCUGCCACCACCUUCCUGAGUUUCUUCCUGCCUCCAGAGUCCGGGGAAAAAGUGAGCCUUGGGAUCACAGUUCUGCUGUCUUUGACUGUCUUCUUAUUGCUUGUUGCUGAGCUUCUACCACCAUCUGGUGCUGUGCCUAUCAUUGCUAUUUACUACGCUGUUACCAUGGUAAUGGUAUCUCUAUCGCUGGCGAUGUCGGUCGUAGUACUCAAUCUGCACCAUCGUGGACCCGAAACAAGUCCUGUACCACCCUGGUUGCGAAAGAUCGUCCUUGGACGUGUCGGCAAGGUAGUUCUCAUGAGGAAGACAUCUUUCAACCAAGAAAUAUACUACCGGAGCCGAAAGUCCCAGCAGUGCCAGGGGACGCGGCUCCUCAACCACUACGAGAUGGAUUCGUAUGACGGGAACUACUGGGAAGAGCACCGGGACAUUGAUUCCAACAGCAACGGCGGUAGCGGCAUUAGGUUGGAUCGCAACGACAGACAUUCGAGGCCGUGUUCGCAACCAGUCUCCACGCACACGCGAAGCUCUUCUAACUCUAUGCGCAUGCGGGAAAUCAACCUCUUGCGGAAGAUCCACGAGGAUUUCCGAUUCCUGAAAGAGACUCAGAAACGAAAAGACAACGAGGAGAAAUGCCAUAAUGAAUGGAAGCAAGUGGCUUUGGUAGUUGAUAGAAUCUUCAUGUUUAUCUAUCUUAUUGGUAUGAUUGCAACCAUUUUGAUUAUUGUUACGCAGGUAACAUCAUGAAGGUAGAUCAGGUGGAAACGUCCUCAGGGCGUCGCUCUCGAUCUUUCAUUGUUGGCAGAAGCCCUUCCCUAAAUGUAAAGGGAUUUCGAGCUUCUAAGGGGCAACAAGAAAACAAAACGACGAUAUUGUUUUACGCCAAAGCCGAAUGCCACCUAUCCUAUUUUUCGCACAAGAGUUUUCUCUUGGCUCUCCGGGCUGGUCCAAAAGAACUCUUGAGCCUCUGGUGGAUGAUGUUCUGACGACGAUGAUGCAUAUUCAUUAAAGAUCAUAUACUCAUUCUUUGUGAUUUCAAUCCGAAAAACAUGUAAACGCAGGCUAUGAUUGCCAUGGUUACGGUUUAUGCAAAACUGGUAAAGAUCUCGUCAUCAUUGGUGAUUGAAAUCGUCACGUAGAUAUGAGUUAAAGUUUGAUUGAAUAUAAUUUGUAAAUAUGUUUUUGUUAUUGUAUGAUGCGAGCACAUAGUAUAUCCAUCUGUAUUUAUGACAAAAAGCUGAAGCGUAAUCAACACUUUGAAACACGUUGAAAGUAUUAGCUAAGGGUGUAUGAUUGAAACAUCGGGAUCCAUAAUAUUUUAUCUUGUUCUUCCAUAAGUAUUUAUGUUGUUUAUGUUGUCAUAUACAUCUCCUUUGUUGUCAUCAUUUUGACUGAAUCCAGAUGUAAUUUUCAAACACGCUCGUGAAUUUCUAAUCUGCUUUAACAGAAUAUCAUGUCUAUCGGAUAUAUGGUGUGCAUUUAAUUACUAGUACUUGUUUGCACUCAAUAUUUCCAGCUGGUCGUUUAGUGUUUUGUUGACACGGCCGAAAAUAUUCUUAUGUCUUGUAUGGAGUGUGUGUGGGUGCAUUUGAAAGUCAAAUCAUUGGUAAUGCAAAUUACAGGGG